CGAUCAAAUCUGCGUGUCGACGAUGAGCAGUACUGUUGAUGUUCAGGAGCCUAUUCUCAGAAGGCACUUGCAGGACUUAAAGCAUGAAGAUGGCAUUUGGUCUGGAUACCUAAAAUCGGAAGAAGAGGUGAAACAACUGGAACGAUCGCUGGCUGCUGCCAACCUGAAAUUUGCUGUUCGUUCAUCACGCAGAAAGGCGGGUAAAGUUGUGUUCAGCACAGUAAACGGCGGUGUUCCAAUUCAUUUGGACCUUGUGCCGUUCCGAGUGCUUGGGGAUGCAACAAAACAGUGCAUCUUCGGAGAAGAGUACUACAAAAAGUCUGAUGCACAGCACAAAAAAGACACAACUGCAGACUGGCAAGCCAUCAAAAAGAAAAGGCUGCAGCUGCAGGGAACUAAAAAGAAAGGAUGUCGAGCCGUAAUGAACUUCAAGUACAUUGAACUGUAUCCCAAAAGCAAGGUUGAGCUGCCCCAGCCAUGUGGACGGAUAAAAAAGAAUAACAUGAAGGCCGACACAGCGAGGGAGUUGGAAGAAGAUCUCCGAUGUGGGGAAAGUAUUGAUACUGAGAAAAGAAUAUAUAUAGCAAUUUCGGACUUUUGUGUGCAUACCAACCAUGGUUUUGGUGAAAUUGAAGCAUUCAGCCAAACUGUCGACAAAGAUGUAGUACUGCGUAUCCAUGACCUUGUGCGAGAGGGUAUCACAUCUGUGUCGGACAUAGAUAAAUGUCUGCGGUACUAUGUGCAUGAUGUGCUUUUUGCCGAAAAAGAAAAACCGAACAGCAGCAGCAGGGCAUACUUCCCAACACAUGCAGACAUCAACAAUCAUGUGCAAGCUGCACUUAAGAAAGACCGGUUCAAUACAGUUGACCAAGAAAAUGCUGCUAUUUUAACCAAAAAGAUUAGGACAGAGCAGCCAGAAACGCACGUCUUUUAUAGACCACAUUCAGCAGGAAGCUCUGAGAAACCUUGCAUUGUCACUGACAAUGUCGAAGAGAUGGUGGCCAGUGAAUGUGAACAGACACUUCUUUUCUGUUAUCAGACAAAGUUUAUGAAAGAGAUGAUUGUCAAAUAUGGCACUUCUGUUGUCUGUUUGGAUGCCACGCAUAAAACAAGUGAUUAUGCUUUACCCUUGUUUCUUCUUGUUGUAAAAACACCAGUGGGAUACACGACAGUAGGAGUGUUCAUUGUGCAGUUCGAGACUUCGUAUUGUAUUGCAGAGGCCCUGAACAUCUUUAAAGAGUGGUCUGGUGGCAUUUCUCCAGAGUACUGGAUGGUUGAUUUCAGUCAAGCCGAAAUAGGUGCGAUACGUGAGGCAUUUCCGAACAGUCGCAUAUCUUUAUGUGACUUUCACAGACUCCAGGCGUGGAAUAGAUGGCUUCGUCGGAGAGAAAAUAAUGUUGAACAUCCAAAUGAUGUCUUGGAUCUGAUGAAGCAGGUUGCCAAUUCACAAAGUGAGGAGCAUUUUGAAAAGGCCAAGGAGGACCUUGUUAACUCUGUCCACUGGAAGAAUGAGAAGCUUCAAAAUUAUUUUGAAACUGUGUGGCUGCCCGUCAAAGAGCUCUGGGUAGCCUUUUACCGUCUAGGUUUCGACGUAGUGCUGAGCACCAACAAUGGCAUAGAGGCUCAGAACAAAGUGCUGAAAACACAGUACACCAAAAGUGCUAGUGGGAAACGAUCACUUACGUCUCUGAUAAAUGUUCUUGUUGUCAACUAUCUACCUCACAAUGAAAAAAAGUAUCAUCAAGUAACCAUGAAACAAUCCGCACUUUAUAGACAGUGGAAUGAAAAUGUUCCGUCAUAUCUGCAUGGCAGGCCUCAUAGUUUUGUAAAACACAUGUUGAGGAGGCAUAUGAAUGCUGUGGAGUACACACUUGCUGACAUAGAGGAGCUCUGUGUCAAAGGAACAUUUGCAGUUCGUUCUGAAAGUUGCAGUGUAGACAAGCACACAGUUGACUUCAACACACCAUGCUGCAGCUGCUUGGAUUUUGCAAAGAGCAAGUAUCCCUGCAAGCACUUCUGUGCUGUUUUUGACCAUGUUGAAGGGUGGUCCUUUCUAUCUUUGCCACAAGAUUACCUUGAUGGGCCACAGAUGACAUUGCAGCAUUCAGGAAUAGAACCAUGCAUUGAACAGAGUGACAAUGAUGUCGCCUCUCCAGCAGUGCUCACGGAGUCUGAACUUACUCAAACAAAUGCAUCACAAGCAAAUAUUUCACAACUGCGAAAGGAUAUUAGAGCACAGUGGGACAAAUGUAAUUCACUUCUUCAUUACUGUGAUGAGGUUGAAGCGUUGGAUAGAGUGAAGAGCUUUCUCGAGUCCAGCUUUACUGUUUUGGCAAAUGCUGUGCCACAGACCUCUGGCUUGCAAAUUAGGGGCUCUCCGACAAAGGGUUGUUCAUCAUUAAAGCCACUGCCAAAACGGAGAAGGCGUUGCUAACCUCAGAGGAAUUAUUUUUAGUUAAUGUCACCAUGCUUAAUAGACCAGAUAAAAUAAACUAUCAGAAUUUUUGUAUGCCGGGAGGGCUCAUGGCACUGUAACUUCAGAGAAAUUAUUCUUAGUUUAUGUCACAUUGCUUAAUAGAGUAGAUAAAAUAAACUAUCAGAAUUUUUGUAUGCCGGGAGUGCUCAUAUGGCACUGUAACUUCAGAGAAAUUAUUUUUAGUUAAUGUCACCAUGCUUAAUGGAGUGAAUAAAAUAAACAAUCAAAAUUUUUGAAUGCAGAGAGGUCUUUAGGCACUGUUAAGACCAAGCAUUCAGCCUGUUCCCUGUUACAAGUUUGUUACUUGGAGCUUUGCUUGUUCACGUUUCAAGAGCUCAAAUAGAAGUCUUUUAGUGGUAUCAUUUUAGUGGUAUCUGUGUAGCCCCACAGAAAAAUCGAAAUUGUUCUGCCUUUUCAGAACUAAUGAGCGUCUAUGGGCUACAACAAUAUGUGAACGAACCAACACGGUUUAACGCUUUAUUAGAUCUUUUACUAAGCAAUGACGAAAAUGUUAUUGUUCACACAAAUGUAUGUCCAGGAAUUAGUGAUCAUAAUUGCGUUGUUGCAGAGUUAAACGUUUCUAGAAUACCUGCGUGUAAGCAAACCCCUCGAAAUGUUUUCAUGUACGACAGAGGGGACUUUAACGCCAUUUCCGAAGAGCUGGUCUUGUAUUAUCCCACUUUUUUAUGCAUAUCGGAGUCAUGUGGCAUGGAUGAAUUGUGGCAAAUUUUCCGUGACAAGAUUACAGAGCUGGUGAAUAUGUACGUACCUCAGAGGUGUUUAAGAUGCAGAAAGAGGCACAAACCCUGGUUCAACUCUGAGAUACGCAAACUUGUUAGAAAAGCAGCGAAUGCCCAUAAAAGGUUUCUUAAAAAGAGAACAGCACUAAAUGAAACAAAGCUCAAAAGUGUAAACAAAGAGCUUAAGUUAAAACUAAAACAGGCAAAGCGUGUCUUCUUUGACAAGCUAAACACAGACUUGAAGUGUAAUCCAAAAUUCUUUUGGAAGUACGUCAAGAGCAACAGAAAAGAUGACACAGCUAUCCCUGACCUUUUAACCGAGGAAAAAACUAUAACGGAUGACUUGGAGAAAGCUGAAGCAUUUAACGCCUAUUUUCAGUCAGUGUUUUCAAAAAGGACUGAACACUCUCCAAUGCUACCUUCUAAAAAUAUUGGCAAUGAAAUGGCGGAAAUUGAAAUCGAUUACACUGGUUUGGAUAGUCUGCUGCGUACUCUGGACACCUCUAAGGCUACAGGGCCUGACGGUAUAUCAUCUCAUGUACUUAAAAAGUGUCACGUUAUUAUUGCACAAUAUUUAUGCAUAAUGUACAAGUUGUCUCUAGACACCGGCGUUAUUCCAAGGGAUUGGAAAACAGCCAAUGUGGUUCCUGUGCACAAGGCAGGAAGCAAAAAGCAUGUACAAAAUUAUCGUCCCAUAUCCUUAAUUUCAACCUGUUGCAAAUUAUUAGAACACGUUAUUUAUAGCGCAUUGUUCAAAUAUCUCGAAUAUACUCAUUUUUUUGCCCACUCCCAGCAUGGAUUUCGGCAGGGUCGUUCAUGCGUCACACAACUAACUGAAUUUCAGCAUGACGUACUGACUGCGCUUGACCGUAACAACAUUGUUGAUGCAUUAUUUCUCGAUUUUCGCAAGGCAUUUGAUACGGUCCCACAUAAUCUGUUAGAUAUUAAACUGGCUUCAUUGAAUAUUAAUGCUAAGCUGCAAACCUGGCUACGGAAUUACUUAAGUGGUCGUAAACAGUGUGUUGUUUUAAAUUCUAAAACGUCUUCAUAUGUAAACGUGACUUCAGGCGUGCCACAAGGUAGCGUUCUAGGUCCGCUGUUAUUUUUGGUUUAUAUAAAUGACAUAGCAUAUAACAUAAAAUCUUGCAUAAAAUUAUUCGCAGACGAUUGCGUCAUCUACCGUCACAUUACUUCAAUCGCAGACACUGAAUUAUUGCAAGAUGACUUAAACACGGUAACACAUUGGUGCUCCACGUGGAAUAUGUGCUUAAAUAUCUCGAAGUGCAGCCACAUCAGCUUUGCAAAGAACAUUUCAGAAAUCCAGUGCACAUACAGUAUUAAUGGCGAGGCAGUCAAAAAAGUGCCUGAGUGUAAAUAUUUAGGAAUUUACUUGAAAGAAUCAUUCCAAUAGAACAGACACAUAGACCAAAUGAUCUCAAAGGCUAGUAGAAUGUUGUUUUUUAUUCGUAGAAACUUUCAUUGUGCAACAAAAGAGGUGAAAGAAACUCUUUACUUCCUUCAUGUAAGGUCUAUACUUGAAUAUGCUUGUGUUAUCUGGGACCCGGCUUAAAAGUAUCUUGCAAAAACAAUAGAAAAAGUCCAAAACCAGGCAGCCCGUUUCGUCAGCAACAACUACGACCCAUUCGCUAGUAUGUCAGAAAUAAAGGCCACAUUAGGCUGGGAAACUCUAAAAUCUAGAAGACGGAAACUUCGAUUAAAACUUCUGCAUAGCAUAUAUUAUAACCUAACAGGAAUUAAUAAGUCUGAAUACCUACUAGCACCAACAUAUCGUUCCACAAGAUGCCAACACUCACAUAAAAUACGAGAAUACGCAUACAAAACCACUACUUUUGCCAACUCCUUCUUUUUAAAAACAAUUAGAGACUGGAAUGAACUUCCCGAAGGUAUAGUGAACUUGAGUGACAACAGUGCUUUUUUCUCAUCGUUGUGAAAUUGUGACAUAGGUAUUUCUCUUUUUGUACCUGUUUGUCAUGUGCAAUAUUGUACUAAAAUAUGUUUUUUAUUUUAAUUGUUAUAUGUUGUUAUAAUUGAAUUUUUCACUAUGUUUGGCGUCUUAUCGCAGAAAUGUUACCAACAAUAUUGACUUCCUAUGUAUACCCCCCUGCAGUAAUGCCACUACGGCGUUGCAGGAACUAUGUAAAUAAUAAUAAAAAUAAAUAA
Messenger RNA from Rhipicephalus sanguineus (brown dog tick), 5397 nucleotides. RefSeq lists its product as uncharacterized. Gene Ontology annotation, molecular function: DNA-binding transcription factor activity; zinc ion binding. Bases 23 to 2434 code for a protein of 803 amino acids. The transcript has 4 exons. Lineage: Eukaryota; Metazoa; Arthropoda; Arachnida; Ixodida; Ixodidae. The record is from RefSeq and is a predicted model, not a curated record.